Molecule: messenger RNA, 3721 nt
Organism: Cuscuta epithymum
Lineage: Eukaryota; Viridiplantae; Streptophyta; Magnoliopsida; Solanales; Convolvulaceae
Source: the annotation of a GenBank genome assembly
CCCAAUUUUUAUUCUAUUUAUGAGGCAAAGAGUAAUAUAAUCCAAAGGGAAUAGUUUCUUAUCUGCCAUCUCUCAUUUGCUCCACUCCCUGUAUCUCUUUCCCUCAGAAUUGUUGUUUGCAGUACCAUACAGAGAUUCGAAGGAGAAGAAGCGUGUAUAGCUUGAACUUGGCGAGUCUCGAUUUUUGAGGUGUCAAUAUCAAACUCUUUCACUACUUUAUGCUUUUGACUAGCUCUAACUCAACGCUUGGCUUCUCCUUCGAUUUUCACAUAUUUUUUCAUAUAGUUUUGUUCUGGUUUUGUUUCAUGUUUUCCAGUUAUUAGUUCUUCGUUUUAUGAAUUUCUCUUUGAGCACGGAUUGUUCUAAGAUCCAGGGCUAGGGAAACCAUUGAGAAUUGGGAGACCCUAGCAAGAAAAUAAAAAUUUAUGGGGUCUGUUAUUUCUCUUUUACGUCAUUAUUAUUACUAUUAUUAUUAUUAUUAUUAUUAUUAUUAUUAUUAUUACUACUACUACGUAUUUAUUAUCAUGUUUGUUUUUACUCAAUAGUAUUGUCAUAUAUAUACUCAAAACUACAUUUUAUUUAAUAAAAAUGUAAACUUUAAUUUUGAGCCAAUCCACAUAUUACAUAAUAAAUGGGUUGCAAGAGAAUAACUAUUCUGCAUUGAAGAAUAGUCAUUUCAUUCUCAUAAUAACUUUUCUUGAUAAUAAAGUCUUCAUCUUAGCGGUUAAGGCGCUGACAUUUGAAUCACCUCACGCUGAAUUAUGUGAUAAAGAAAAAUAUAUUGAAUUUCAGCCUUUUGAAUUCCUUGGGUAUUCUCCUUCAUCAAUUGAUCAAACUCUACUAACAUUUUAAUUACAUCCAAAUAAUACUGUUAUUUUCUUCACCAAAGGUUUCUUAGUGUUCUCGUUUAGGAUUAGACUUUGGAAAAUGUUACUUUUGACUAUUUUUCACUAAAGGAAAGAAAACUGAAUGCAAAAGCAAAAAAUAGAAAAACAACAACAGGAUAGCAGUUUCUUUACCCAUGUAGUCCUUGUAAUGACAAUGAAAAACUGUAGUCUAAUAUUUUUUAUAAAACAUGAAGGCCAGAUGCAUUUUAUUUUUCUUCAUGUGUUCAGGGUCCACUCUGCUUGGUAGGCUACAACUUGGUUUUUUAAUCCCUAACAGUGUUUUUUUUGCUUCACGUGCCUGACUAAAAGUGAAUGUUUUUCAUUGUAUUUCUCUACUGCUCGAGCCUUUCGUUGGGUAGGGACUAGGGGUGACGUGAGUUGGUGGAAUUAGUGAAAUAUGUAUUUUGGAGGCCUCUGAAGUUGCACAUUAGCAUUAUGGGCUGUUUGGUAAAGAUUAUUUAACUAAAAUGACCAAACCGUACCAAUUCUGUUGAGUCUUUAAAAACGUGAGGUAACAUCUAUUUCAGCUACUAGGAACUCUCUAAUUCUUGUUCCAAUGCAUAUAAAAAAGGAACUCUAUAAUUCAUUCCCUACGGAUAUUGAAGUAGGUGGUGUUUUUGGUAUUGAAGUAGGUGGUGUUUUUUUACACACGCAUAUGCAUCAAUAGCUUUUUAACAUUUUAUUUUGUGCGAUGGUGCUCUUAGAUGAGUUCAUUAUGAACUUUUGGCUCUAAUUUGUGAAUUUGUCUUUAGGAGUUAUGGUGGAAUCCUUCAUUAUCUUGGUUGAGAAGCCCUGCAUUAUUCUAUUUUAAAAUAUAAAGGAUGAACUUUUGAACCAUUGAUUUUUUUAGUGGAGACAGAAUCUGAUGCCACACUAUGUGCUGCAAUAAGUUUAGAGAAUCCUAGCGGGCACCCAAAGGGUCAAUAAACUCACAGGAGGCAAUCUAGAAAAAGUUUGGUGAUCCACCGGAAAGGUGAUUUUUUGGGUGAUUUUUAUAACAGGAGGAAUGCAAGAAUAAAUUGCACCAAGCAAUUUGAGAAAGUUAUUUUUGUGAAUCCGCAAUCAUCGUCCUAUAAAUUGAGAGAUUGCUGUCGGUCUUACUUUCAAGGAGUAAACAAGAGGCGUUCAAUUUACAAUAGCCGUUUUAUGAGUAAUCUAUCGCUAUACCUUAAUUAUGUUUGGGAAUUAAAGGGCCACAGUUUUUUCAAUGCAUGCAUCACGCCUCGGGAGAUUCACUGAUUUGUGCCCUCAAUUCCUUCAAAAUGAUGACACUUACUCCCUGUCUCACUUUCAAAUUAUAGCCAACACAAAUGGAUCUAAUGACUCACUUCAAGAGGAAGCUCCUCAUAAGCCCUAUUGCACUUUGGAAUCAUCCUCGAUGAGUGGGAACGACGCUCUUUCCAACUCACCAUCAAAUGGAAGCCCCAUUACCAAGCCCGACCCACAAUUCACGCACACCAAUUACGGUACUCCUUUUAUAGAAACCACAAGGCUCGGGCAAAUGAUGCCCCAUGGGGAUUUAAAACAGGUCCUCAUUGCCUGUGCAAAGGCAGUGUCGGAUAAUGAUUUGAUGACAUCACAUUGGUUGAUGUCCGAACUACGGAAAAUGGUUUCCGUUUCAGGUGAACCGAUCCAACGGCUUGGGGCAUACAUGUUGGAAGGUCUCGUUGCCCGGUCAUCUUCCUCGGGCAGUUCCUUCUACAAAUCCUUGAGAUCCAAACACUUGCCGCCAACAACAAGUUCUCAUCAGCUCCUCACUUUCAUGCAUACCCUUUACGAGGUUUGCCCUUACUUCAAAUUUGGUCAUAUGUCGGCCAACGGAGCCAUUGCCGAAGCCAUGAAGGGCGAACAAAGUGUCCAUAUAAUAGACUUCCAAAUCGGUCAAGGCAGCCAGUGGGUUACUCUUAUCCAAGCUUUCGCUUCCCGGCCAGGUGGGCCACCCCGCAUCCGAAUAACCGGCAUAGAUGACCGCGGACCAGUGAGUAUUGCGGGGGAAAAUCUUUCAGAACUUGCCGAGUCCUUCAAGGUGCCUUUUGAAUUCCAUUCUUCAGACAUUGACCUGAAAAACCUGGUAAUCCGGCCAGGAGAAGCACUGGCCGUGAAUUUUGCAUACAUGCUACACCACAUGCCUGAUGAAAGCGUGAGCACCCUAAACCAUAGGGACAGGUUGUUGAGGAUGGUCAAGAACCUUAACCCGAAGGUGGUUACUCUUGUAGAGCAAGAAUCUAAUACAAACACGGCUGCCUUUUUUCCUCGGUUUGUAGAAACAUUGGAUUACUAUGCUGCAAUGUUUGAAUCGAUUGAUGAGGUUCUUCCGAGGAACCACAGCGAGCGGAUAAACGUGGAGCAGCACUGUUUGGCAAGAGAUGUUGUGAACGUAAUUGCGUGCGAAGGGACAGAAAGGGUGGAACGACAUGAACUUCUGGGGAAGUGGAAGUCUAGGUUCAGGAUGGCAGGUUUUACUCCGUACCCGUUGAGCUCUUUGGUGAAUCUGACAAUAAAAAGACUGUUGGAGAACCAUUCGGACAAGUAUAGGAUUGGAGAAAGAAAUGAUGCACUUUACCUUGGUUGGAUGGACAGGGAUUUGGUCGCCUCAUGUGCCUGGAAGUGAUGAAACCGAUCAUCGAAUUUUUAGUUUUCUUUAAUGUUUGAUGUUAAUAAUACUCAUAUUAUGACAUGAUUUCAUGUAGAGAACUUACAUUGUAAAUUCAUUUGGGCAUUUUCAUGUAUAAAUAAGUUUCAUACAUAUCAAUGGAGCAUUGUAUGGAGCCAAAAUGAGCACUACAAAAGAAACUAAGCAUGAAAGAAUGUACAUUUUUCAAAAGCAACUUGUG